Aspergillus viridinutans is the source of this 519-nucleotide messenger RNA. RefSeq lists its product as uncharacterized. The record is from RefSeq and is a predicted model, not a curated record. The transcript has 2 exons. Bases 1 to 519 code for a protein of 172 amino acids. Gene Ontology annotation, molecular function: dioxygenase activity. NCBI's taxonomy places the organism in Eukaryota, Fungi, Ascomycota, Eurotiomycetes, Eurotiales, Aspergillaceae.
AUGGCUCCCUCCAUGAUGGACACGCCUCCCCAGAACGCGGACAGCGCGGCGCAACUGCUGCAGGAUCUCGAGGCCAGCAAGACCCUGCCCCUCUGGACCCAGAUGACGAGACUCAACCCCCCGAAACCGAACGACACCGCCGUUCCCUUUGUGUGGAAGUAUGACAGCAUCCGCCCCAACCUGCUUCGUGCCGGUCACCUGGUCACCGAAAAGCAGGCGGAGCGGAGAGUCCUGAUGCUGGUGAACCCGGCUCGAGAUGCCCCGUACACCACCGAUACGCUCUACGCCGGCCUGCAACUAGUCAUGCCGAAUGAGACCGCGCCAGCGCACCGACACACCGCGUUUGCGAUGCGCUAUAUCAUCAAGGGCAACGGGGGAUUUACAGCGGUGCAUGGGAGACGCAUCUGCAUGCAGAAGGGAGAUGUGAUACUGACGCCUACUUGGAACUACCACGACCAUGGCAAGGACGGCAGCGGCCCGAUGAUCUGGCUGGACGGCCUGGAUCUGCCCAACUUCUGA